Messenger RNA from Haliotis rubra (blacklip abalone), 978 nucleotides. RefSeq lists its product as uncharacterized. The coding region runs from base 165 to 533 and encodes 122 amino acids. The transcript is spliced from 5 exons. The record is from RefSeq and is a predicted model, not a curated record. Lineage: Eukaryota; Metazoa; Mollusca; Gastropoda; Lepetellida; Haliotidae.
CGUCUUGGGGCACAACGGUACUGUGAAAACAAUGGGCUGGUGUUUGACCCUAUUUACGCCUACAGACCCCGAAAUCUUCGGACAAAGUCGAAGUAGCGCUACAUUUGCGUGUGUGGUGUACAUUUCACCACCUGUCUUCAAUAUCACGGCAGGUGACUCCAGAAAUGGGCUUCACACAUUGUACCCAAAUGGGGAAUCGAACACGUGUCUUCGGCGUGUCAAGCAAACACUUUAACUACCUCCCCCAGCUAUCGAGAGCUAACUUCGGCGUCGUCUACAAAGUUGCCGUGCUGUUACUGGCCUCCCUGCUGGUAGUGCAAGACUUCAGGCAGUCCAAGGCUCAGUGGGCACAGACAAACGGCUGGGGAGGGGCGGGGGUUGGCAAGCGUAUGUUCACCCCACCCGAUCUCUCUGGACCCUGCAGAGUGGAUCCGUAUGUGGCUCUCCUCAUCUCAAGACUUGCAAAGAUAGAAGCAGAGCGACUGCGGAACUGUGACCUAUCGUCUACCUAUCAAGCAGAUGGUUCCAAAUGAGACAAACAUGGCGGUUAACAUGACAACUUCCGGUGCCUUCCAAGUCGCUCAAAUGUGACUUCCGUCCAAAAACAGGAACUGGCGACGUCUGCUGAUGGACGGAUUAACCUCUUUUUCCAGACAUCAACCAUGCCAUUUCAAAACCUGGCCUUUACUUUGAACGUUGAUUCGUGCAAAUCUUAAACUCAUGUGACGCAAAAUGAUGUUUUAUGACGGUUGAAUUUAUUUCGUUGUUGAAUCUACCGUUCCCGUAUCUGUUCCGUUUUCUCAAACAUAAUGCUUCGUUACAUGAAUGUAUAUUCUGUAACACUGAUGUAAACGUUUCAUGUCGUUGUUGAUGUCUUCACGAACGGCAGAAGAGAUCAACUGAAAUCCUUCUGUUGUGUCCGUAAUCUUCUGGGACAAGUGGCAUGUAGAGUUAGACCCAAGAAAAUCUAAACUAUAA